CUGUGAUGGUGAUAUGCAAAUAAUUCUUCAUCAAAGUCCCGAACCUCCCGCGACCCAGCUGCAGGGAAAUUUGUCUGAAGUGGAGAGUGUGAACCAGCUACUCCGGCGGAAGCUGCGAGGGAGACGGGGCAGGUUAGAGCCAGAGACAGAGCCACCUCCCUCCCUGCCUCCCUCCCUGCCUGCCUGUGGGUCAGUCCGCUCACCAGCGGCUGGUCCUUCAGGGGGAUCAGCCCCUUACCCCCGCGGCUGGACGAUGAGUGUCUCCGGGAAAGGUUCAGAGAGUGGAGCGGCGGUGUCUCAGCAACAGGAGCGAGCAGGUAUUGAACGAAACGGCCUGGAUUUCACUCGACAGAUCAAAACUGAAGACCAGAGUGACUCUUCUACACAGGUAUCAGCAGAGGCAGCUCAUCUUCGUAGCUGUGAGGCUCCUCCCAUUGUGUCCGGCAGUUCGAUGUCAGUGGACCUGCAACCACUUCACACGCUGCAGCAACUUGUGGUGGUACCUGGACAUCACUUGCAGACAGCAGCAACAUUCCUCCUCCCUCAGACACAGCAAAGCCAACAAGGUUCGCUGCAAUCUCCAAGCCUGUUGCCAUUGUCCUCACAAUCACAGAGUGGCCUCCUGCCACCACAGCCUGGCGUGGGGAUCACUCCACAGGCAGUCAUUCGGCCAGGCUUAGUGGGCUCAGCUUUGGAGUCUCAUUUGGAAACUCUUCCAAAACACAUUGCCCCAAAACAUAUUACAUCUGUCCAGACAGAUGAACCCAGCGACCUGGAGGAGCUUGAACAAUUUGCAAAGACAUUUAAGCAAAGGCGGAUUAAACUGGGGUUCACCCAGGGUGAUGUUGGAUUAGCAAUGGGAAAACUCUAUGGAAAUGAUUUUAGUCAAACAACCAUUUCACGGUUUGAGGCUUUGAACCUGAGCUUCAAGAACAUGUGUAAACUCAAACCGUUGUUGGAGAAGUGGCUGAGUGAUGCAGAAAACGUUCCUUCUGAUUCCACACUGAACAGCCUGCCAUCUCUCCCCACACAACUGAUCGGGUUGGAGGGCCUUGGCCGUAAAAGGAAGAAGCGGACAAGCAUUGAGACUAAUAUUCGAAUAACACUGGAGAAGCGAUUUCGUGAGAACUCUAAGCCCAGCUCUGAGGAAAUUGUGAUGAUUGCAGAGCAGUUAUCAAUGGAGAAAGAAGUUGUUCGUGUCUGGUUCUGUAACCGACGCCAGAAAGAGAAGAGGAUUAACUAUCCAGCUACUCCAGCCAUCAAACCUCCAAUGUAUAGCUCACGGCUGGUUUCUGCGUCAGGAUCCAUCGACCCUCUGAUUGUGACACAGGUGCAUAACAGUCUGAGUGCAACAGCAGUUUCUUCUAGUUUAUCCAGCAGACCAUCAUCACCAGUCACCACAUCCACUGGGAAUGUCCACACCCCACUGAGCAGUCAGACUGGGCUCAGCACCACUCCAAGCUCCCGUUUCUGGUGGAAUGGUACCUCGUUCUUGCACUGAGGAUUGAACAUUCUGACUCCAUCUCAUCAGGACCUUUUGUUUUCUUAUAUUUAAUCUUCCACUUUCUACAAUGUCCAGUGUCCAAUCACUGUGAGGAAGGUUCGAACCAAACCUACACACAACAAUCCAUCUUUUAUACCAGAGUUUUAGAAUGAGUUUUGUGACAAGUAGGCAAAGCAAUUGGUGCUAGUUCUCCACUGGAUUCAUCAACGUGCUGUCUUUUUCUUGAUCCAAAACCAAUGGACUAUUAAACCUUCACCAUCUGCUGUUAUUAUCUAAUAACAAUUCUUUGCAUGAGCCAAAACCUACAUUUGAUGUAACAUUAGGUAGUGUUUAAAGAACUCCAAUUAAAAUGAAUUGAACUCCAUUUUACUUAAAUUAAAAUUUUAAUAUCAUAUGUAUCACUGCCUUUAUAUUUGUGAUUGGUUUAGCUCCAUUUAUGCUAAUAAGUACGCCGAGGAGGAGCGUGUUUACAGGAUAACUGGAUAAACAUUUAAAUGUUAGGUCUAGAGUUUUUAUGUUGAACCUAGAUCUUGAAUUCUACAUAAAACUAAAUAUUAAUUAUCAAAUAGUCCCAGCAUAAUCAACCCUCUCACCCACUAUAAACAUGAAGGAUUUUGCUUGCCUUCUGAAGUUGUAAUCACAGCAAUGUCCCAUCUGUUAUAUACAGCUCUGACCCUCCCAUCCAGAUGGUAGGCUUGGAAUUAUUACAUGCCACUGUUUCCUAGCCUGUAGAACAUGUAAUAAACUAGCAGCAUCAUGAGUGUGGUUGAAAUUCUUAUAAUGGUUUAUCUAACCCUCGACAAAAGAAUACCACCGCCAUUCUCCUGGCUUUGAUUUGCAAGGUCUGCUUUCUGAAUCUAUUCCACUGUAUGCUGAGGGUUAUCCGCUUUGAUUUUUAUAAGUUGACAUUUUUUUAAAUGUUGUCCAGUACUAUUUCUUUGUUUUUUAACAAGUAAAUAUUACAUUUACCUGACUCAUUUUGUGUUUUUAAGAAGAGUCUCUUCUGUUCCUGCUGCAAACACACCUCAGUGCUCAAUUUUAAAAAAUACAUGCAUUGCUUCAGUGUCCACCCAGUGAAAGUGAUUAUAUUUAUAACUACUAGGUCUUUUUGAAGUGUUUCUGCAUAAAUAGUCAUAGUUACAUUGAAUCAUAUUCUUUACGAAGUGUCCUUUUUCAAUAAAUGUGUAUAUUUUAUAUGAAGUUAUUUACUUGUUUUCAAGAAGUGAAGAUUUACCGAUUUGUAAAUGGUACAAUAGCAUGUACCGUGAAUAAUUGUUUCAUUUGACAUUUUUAUGUUCUGUGGUUGAGGAUAGUUGUAAAUAGAUGAAUUUGGUUGGGGAAUUACAUUAUGUACUCAGCAGAUCCUGUGCCACAGAUUUGCACCACACUGAAAUAGAAUGAUUUUUGUUUUGCUUGCAGCAGCAGUUCCCAUUGUGGACCCCAUGUUAUGGUCCCCCCUCAAUUGUGGCAGGGAUGGGAUCAGGAGUGUGGGAUUUUAUUUCCACUCCUGCCUUUCAGACUUUAUGAAGCCCUGCCUUUCUUUCACUGUCUGGAUUGUUAGGGACUGAAGAGAGUAGUCCAUUAGACAGUUCCUCUCUGGCCAUAGAAUGGGAGAACAUUACUGCUUUAACCAAUUAUGGAUUUGGUUUUUCUAAGUGCAGCUAUCAUUGCAUUGCUGUCAGUUCUAAUUCACUCACCAAUAUGUGCUAUAAACUUUGAAACAAAAUAGAAAUUAGGCCAGUGGGCUGAAGAGAUUUUAAAAACCAAAGCAAACUGAAAUGCUUCUGGCUCUUGGAGCAGGUUGGGUAAAGUCUCAAAUAAAACCAGUCUCCAAUACCUGCACAAACCUGGUUCUUCACCUUCUCUCAAAUAGUUUAUUAGUUCCCUGAAGUUUCAGCCGGUCUGUGAUAGUGAGGGUACUUGGCAUGACUGGAAUGCAGUGUACACCAGAGUGUGGCCAAUGUUCUGGGGAAGGGUAUAUGCAGCAACUUCACCUGCUGUAUAAUUAAUGCAAAUCAUAAUUGUUCAAAUACCAGUUUUCCAAUUCUUUCAGUAGCUUAAUUUAUUCUAUUAGGUGAUGUUUGUGAAUAUUUAUGAGAUUGUGUCCUGGGAUCAGAACUC
This is a messenger RNA of Hemiscyllium ocellatum (epaulette shark), 3625 nucleotides long. It is a transcript of the gene pou2f3, whose product is annotated as POU class 2 homeobox 3. The transcript is spliced from 12 exons. Bases 14 to 1501 code for a protein of 495 amino acids. Gene Ontology annotation, molecular function: DNA-binding transcription factor activity, RNA polymerase II-specific; RNA polymerase II cis-regulatory region sequence-specific DNA binding. Gene Ontology annotation, biological process: regulation of transcription by RNA polymerase II. Lineage: Eukaryota; Metazoa; Chordata; Chondrichthyes; Orectolobiformes; Hemiscylliidae. The record is from RefSeq and is a predicted model, not a curated record. Gene Ontology annotation, cellular component: nucleus.